Messenger RNA from Malassezia vespertilionis, 2199 nucleotides. RefSeq lists its product as uncharacterized. The coding region runs from base 1 to 2199 and encodes 732 amino acids. The transcript has 4 exons. The record is from RefSeq and is a predicted model, not a curated record. Lineage: Eukaryota; Fungi; Basidiomycota; Malasseziomycetes; Malasseziales; Malasseziaceae.
AUGGGAAGAAAUACACAGUCGAGCAGGGGAGCAAACCAAGGCACUCCUCCGAUCCGUUUUGCGCCUGAAAGCAAGGAAGAUCAUGGUCUGCGUGUGACUCCUGUGCAAAUGGCGAGGUCGCGUUCUACCUUUACUUGGCUUGCCUCGCUCGUGACACGUUUGGGCCUCCUUUACGUCCUUGUUGCCAUUUUCUGGCGCUGUCCUUCGCACCCUCUUUCGUUCGACUUCAAUGCGAACGACAAGCUGCUUGUAUGCCGUGAACUUGCGAGUGCAAAGGAGCACAUCACGCCCGUUGUGCACGACUUUAGCGUCUCUGCACGCAAGACGGUCGACCCCUACGUGGGCAGCUACUUGGACAAGGCACACCACGGCUGGGGCAAGAUGCAGCCCACUGUGGAGCGCACGAUCGGCCAUGCUCAAACGAUUUUUGUUAACCAUGUCAAGCCCGGCGCGUCUGGCGCGGCGAAGCAUGCCCACGCAUGGUCCCUCCCCCACCGGAAGGAGCUGCGCCGCCAGUACAACAAGCACCUACACAAGCAUGUCAAGUCUUUGUGCACUGCCGUGAAGCCCUAUCGCAAUGUUUACAACCGGGACGUUGCGCCCUACGUUGCCAAGGCAUCCGAACAGGCGCAUUACUUGUACAAUGCUGCGGGCGACCUUUAUGAGCGAGAGGUGCAUCCCCGCCUGAAGCUGCAUGCGUACAAUGGGUAUAUCUUUACUCGCCACACCGCAUUUCCGUUUGCACACGCAAACUAUGUGAAGCAUGCACACCCUCACAUUUCUGCCUUGUGCGCGCGCGCACAAAAAUUCGUCGACAAACUGCUAGUCAAGUACGGCUUGAGGCAGCAUUCGUUUUUUGACAAAGUGAAGGAGACCUUUAGCGAGACUGUGAAAAAAACCGAGUCUGCUACUGUCGACAAGGAGACGGGCGCUGCACAGCAGACACACGCUGCGCCCGACAAAGACACAGAUAAACUUCAAGCAGCGCUGGAUGCAGAGCUGAAGGCUGUGGAGGAUGCGCUUUCCAAGCAGGAAUCCGCGAUGCUGCGCCUUACGACCAACGAGCGCGACCACAUUCUGAAGGAGGCGUCGACGAUUCGCCACGAAUUGCUUACUACGCUCCCCGACAAAGUCUCUGAGCUCUGGUCGCAGCUGAUUGACGGGCAAGUGUCUGGCGUGUUUGUCCAUGCGCUUCGCGACGCGCAAUCGCUGCGGCGCAAGUUGGACGUCGGCCAGGAGCCUACGCCCGAAUGGCGCCAGGCCAUUGCGGCACUGGUCGACACGCGCGCCGACGACUUUGCACGCGCGAUCCAGACGGCCGAGGCGGACUUGAAUGCGACACUUUCACGCCAUCGGGGCUUGGAGGCCCGUGUGGUCCAGGAAAGCGUCGGCAAGAUCCGCCAGCAGUCGCGUAUUGCGCUCCAAGAGUUUUACAAUCUCAUGGAGAACACCGAGUUCCAGGCUACCUACUAUGACAACGAGGGCUGGGACUCUGCGAUGCGCCGUCGCGGCCGUCAUUUCCGCGAGGAAGUACAGGAGUAUUUGGAUCAAAUGACCGACCAAGGCCAAGCACGCGACAGGACAGAUCCAAUGACCGGCCCGGACGUUAAGGCCGAAGGCAAGAAGCUCGAAGCGACGCUCGGCGCCUUGUACGAAGAGGCGCUGCACGGUUUCCAUGUGAUUCUUGCGCAGGUCAUGCAGGAUCCCGAGGCGGUAUCUGAUCGCGCGAAGUUGGGGCUUGUGUACGUCGAUGUCCACGAUCUUGUAGCGCUGCUCUUUUCCAUGUCGGAGCAGAGCAUGCGUGAAUUUUCCGACGCGCUGCGUCUGGAUGCAGAUGCAGCUAAGGACGAGGCGGCAGGCCAAGCGGCAGAUGCAGAUGCUUUGCCCGUGGUCGACAAGGUGGCAUCUGUCGCUGCGCAAGCGAGCGUCGUUGUGAACGACACGGCUGCCGCUGCCGUCGAUGCCAUUCUCGCCGCGAUUGCUGGCAUUGAGCAUGCAUCUCCGCCCGACGAAGCCUCGACACACGACGGCACGAGCCAGGAAGCUGCGCCUGCUCCGUCCGCGGCGCCCACAGAAACGGUUGCUGCGACGGAAAGGGAUGCAGAGACGCCUGUCCCUACCAGUAUCUCUACCUACAGCACCACGACCGCGGAGCAAGAGCUGCCUACAGCGACUCCCACACCGCAUGAUGAAUUGUAG